AUGGUGCGCCCUAAUUCGCCCUAUCUAGGCGGUGCGCCUAACUCGUCCGCACGAGCCAUCAAUCCUUCGCCUAGUCUUGAUGACGGCGCGUCCACGCCUCCUACGGCCCACCCCCCUUCGUCGCAAUCGCAACCGCGUCCCCGAUGCCGCCGCCUUGAACGACGGCUUGACCAGCACAUAGACAAGCCCCUACGACGUCACAAAUGGACAUCCAAGAAUCGCGAGUGGACGCGAAGCCAGUUGGGGCGGGAGCGGCGCGACUUCUUCGACACUCGCGUCACCGGACGAACCGAGGUCUGGCAGACGAUCCACGCCGCUCUCGAAGCCCUGUGGGCUGAUACCACCGGCCAGGACAGUGAUGCCCUGGCCAUGGCCCAGACGAUCCUAUCCGCUGCCGACAUCUCCAUCCCCACAGGGAACCUGGCGAAUGGCGUCUACGAUACCUUAGGGAACUUCUAUUCCCUCCCCGACUUGAUAGUCUGCGACCCAACCAACGUGGCGCCUGGCAGCAGCCAUGACGAAGACGACGACGACAAUGGCGACGACGCAAAGCCCGUACUAUCAAGCAGUGGGGGCGGCACCCGGCCUAAUGAUGACCCCGACGAUGAUGACGAAACACCCGCGACAUCGACAGCGACCAGGGGGGGAAGGGGUAAGGCCGUAGCCGAGGCUCACGAGGAGCAGGUCACCCUUCGUGUUAGACUCAGCGAGAACGGCUGCGACUACCAAGUUUCAGUUGCUCUGUCAGAGAACGUGCGUAGCGUCGUCAGGAAAGUCGACCACGUACUGGCGCCCGAUAAGAAGAUUCGCCUCGCCUAUAUGGGCAAACUGCUCAAGGACAACUUGUCUCUCGAGGUCCAAGGAUGGCAUCAAGGUCACAUCAUCAAUGCUCUUGUGUUUGAUCGUUGUUGA
This is a messenger RNA of Geosmithia morbida, 912 nucleotides long. RefSeq names its product UBQ protein. The transcript is spliced from 3 exons. Gene Ontology annotation, molecular function: protein binding. The record is from RefSeq and is a predicted model, not a curated record. The coding region runs from base 1 to 912 and encodes 303 amino acids. NCBI's taxonomy places the organism in Eukaryota, Fungi, Ascomycota, Sordariomycetes, Hypocreales, Bionectriaceae.